UGGAGAUGGAGAGGCUGGUAGCCCGGUGUAAGAGCAAGAUAAGUGCAGCCGAGAAGAAGCUGUUUGGGCGGAGUAAGAGCAAGAAGAAGGAAGAGCUCCAGGAGCAGCUGGAUGACAUGCGGAGGAGACUUGAGGUAAGUAAAUAGCGUGGAUUGGAAAUGACAUCUUUGGUUAGCAACUUGAGGCUUCACACGAGGAGGAUUCGCAGGAGGAGGAGGGUUUGGAGCCGUCCUCAGAGAGGAGGCCUUCAUAAGCGCCUCCCUCAUGGCGCUUUGAAGCUGCUGCAGUUUGUGGGCACCUGUAGCGAUAAAGGGGUCGCUCUUUUCAUCGGAACUCCACCUGCGACUCUAGCGUUAAGCCCACAGCCAACGUGCAUCGUCGUGGCUUACAAGGAGACCAUGGUGUGGAAGGAAGGUGGAGAAGUUACUGUGACGAUCAAUGGGCAGACUGUGAAAGGUGAGGUUGUUUCCCUGUUUCCCAGGAAGCCUUGGGUGGCUGCUGUUGAGCUCUUCGAACCGUUGGGACUACCUCCUAAGGUGCCUCUUAUGGUUGGUCUGCCUCGAAAUGAAGAGGUGGUUUUUGUGCGGCGGGCUGGGGAAGUUGAACUCCCUGCAAUCCUCAAGAAGCACUACUUACCAGAUGAAGUGGCUGGCAUCGUCCCUGGUGUCCAAGUGGGUGAUGUUAUCGUUGAAUGGGAUUCAGAUUCAAGGAGCCUGAGGGUGAGUGGGAUUGUUGUCAAGACGGAGAAAGAUGGUGCUGUGGUGGGGCUGCCCGUGGAUGACGCCACGCUACACUUUCUUGAGGCGGACAAGAAGAGCUGGUACCGAACAAAAUACCCAGGGCGACUCUUGGCGGUGGGGAAGUAUGGGUAGUUGGAAUGGUAUGUGGCUGGUUUACGCUACGAUAGCUACUGAUAGUUAGUGACGAUCUUUUGGUCAGACUGAACAACGACGGAUAUAUAUGUAAAUUUUGGACUUCUAGAUUAAUGGAAGAGCUGCUUUUGCUAGGCUCUGCAAA
Selaginella moellendorffii is the source of this 1017-nucleotide messenger RNA. RefSeq lists its product as uncharacterized. The transcript is spliced from 2 exons. Lineage: Eukaryota; Viridiplantae; Streptophyta; Lycopodiopsida; Selaginellales; Selaginellaceae. Bases 159 to 872 code for a protein of 237 amino acids. The record is from RefSeq and is a predicted model, not a curated record.